UGGUAACCGGAAGUGCGGAAAAUGAAGAGAGCUAUGUGAUCAUACCAUAUUGAAACUUGAGAAUUCAAUGAAAUGUUGACGAACAUUAUUGACAAAGCUACUUUUGUAUGAUAGUGAAAGCAGAAAUAUGUCCAACAAAAUAGGAGUGAGGCAAUAGACCGUCUGACCAGAAACCAGUCGGCAGACACAUGCCAAUCCAACUCAGCACUCGUAAGUUGGGUGAAUUACUGUUUUUGAUAAGGUGACAUAAAAUUUCAGCAUUCUUUACCUUUUUGUUCAAUCUUACAGAAAAAGGAAAAAAGUAGGUUACAUCACAAACUAAGCAUGCCAACUCACAAAGUUAAAGCACCACAUCAGCACACAACUCUGGAUUAUAAAAUAAUGCAACAGAACUUAGCCUACUAAUUUAUAUUAGCAGACAGCUAGAAGGCAUUUCCAAUGCAAACAGACACAGAUUAAUGGGACCGCAAGGAAAGAUAUAAAAUGAUUGAAAUAUUAACAACAAUAAAAAGACACAUCCAACUUGGAUUGCACUAUGAUCUUUGACCAUUUCAAACUUUAAUCAAUAUAAAGAUUAUCGAUCACAUCUUGGAAGAUUUCAGCCGACAACCCACCUUAACAAUUUCCCUUUUCCUGGGUUACAAAAGAAAAUACUAAAGAAAUCUUUUAUUUUGGAUGACUCAUAGCUGACUCAUGCAACAAUUAUGUUCAAGAUUCAACAACUCCCCAUAACUCCCUAUUUAUAAUACGUGAAAUAAUGGCCUUCAACCAUCAUUAACAAGAAACUUCUUUCUCACUUAACUGAAAAACACAGCAACCCUUCCAAUGACGAACCUAUUGACAGAUAAUGUGAUUGCAAUUCCCAUUAAUGCAGAGACAUUCUCAUUUCAAAGGCAGCCAAAAAGACUUAUGUUACAUCCUGUUUGUCAAGAACAUGUUUCUUCUAAUACAAAGCAAAGAAAAUCAGUUAUCUGCAAGAUAAACAAACUUGGAGAAAGGAUGGAUUGUCUUGCACAAGGCAUCCGUGAACAUGUGAGGCUAAGCCCAAAGCUGACAGAAACUGUGAAGGGUAAAUUGAGCCUUGGUGCGAAAAUUCUUCAAGUAGGAGGAUUGGAGAGAAUUUUCAAGAAGUUGUUUAGCGUUAAAGAUGAUGAAAAGCUACUCAAGGUUUCUCAAUGCUAUUUAUCAACUACAUCAGGACCAAUGGCAGGCCUUCUCUUCAUAUCUACAGAUAAGGUAGCAUUCUGCAGUGAGAGAUCAGUAAAGAUUUCAUCUCCAACUGGAAAGUUGCUUAGAAUCUGUUACAAGGUUAUGAUCCCAAUGAGCAAGAUAUAUAAAGCCAAAGAGAGCGAGAAUAUCCGAAAGCCAUCACGGAAGUACAUUCAGAUAGUCACAGAGGACAAUUUUGAGUUCUGGUUUAUGGGAUUCCUCAAUCAUCAAAAGACAUUGAAUUAUCUCCACCAGGCUAUCUCAGGAUCUCAAGCAUGCUAACGAAAGGGAAAAAAAAGAGUUCCUUUCUCUUUCUGUUUUCUGAUACCUAACAUUAUCAAUGUACAAAUGUUGAUUCAAAAUUGAACAGUCAUAUAUCUGUAUAGUUUAUCACAAAAGCUCAACUGUCUCAGAGAAAAGAUUUUAGUUUUGCUUUGACAGCCUUGGGGUAUAUUAACGGAAAGGAAUUUUGAACCGACUUGCUCAAUAUGAUGCACCGAGGUAUAAAAUACCUACUUCACAAUGCUUUGUGGA
Messenger RNA from Lycium barbarum (goji berry), 1743 nucleotides. Its product is annotated as GEM-like protein 6. Bases 826 to 1491 code for a protein of 221 amino acids. The record is from RefSeq and is a predicted model, not a curated record. The transcript has 4 exons. NCBI's taxonomy places the organism in Eukaryota, Viridiplantae, Streptophyta, Magnoliopsida, Solanales, Solanaceae.